GAAUGUUGAUAUUUAAAUUCUGUGUAUUGCGGUAAUAAAUAUUGAGUGUGAUUAUUUCUGUUAAUGGUGGGGCAUGCUACAGAUGAAGUGCGGAAAACUAAUUGACAACGGUCCAGUUUCUUAUGAGCUGUAAAUAUAUUUGUUUUCGCGCCCUGUAAAGAAGAUCACUGUACUGAUUUUUUUCUAAUUUAUCAGGAACAGAUAUUAAAAUUGUGUGGAAAAAGUUCGCAAACUUAAAGCAGUAAUAAUUAGAUAUUCUGGUGGAAAAACACACAUUGACGACGGACAGUUGAGAUUGUCAGUGGGUGCUGCAAAACUGUGACAAUAAAGUGUAUCGUUAGCGUAGAAUAUAAUAUCCGUGACCUAUUAGGAACGCUGCACUGGUUUCGUACUGUGACAGUUUUUUGCAUUAUUUAGCAUCCUGAUGUGAACUAGAGUUCAUUCUCAAUAACCGUUAAUUGAAUUGCGUUUUCCACCACCAUUUAGGUUUUGACCAUGUCUUUAAUAUACUUGUCUAAUUUCACGGUUACGUAAUGUUAACAGGUUGGCUGUAAGGCAAAUGUGCGUUGGAAGAGUGGCCAGGAAGUUAAGAAUUUGAAGGUGUAGUGAUACUUUUAUAGCCCUAUUUUAAGUUAACAUAAUGGCAUUCAGUUUCGGUAAUACUGCAAAAUUCCCAACGCAAACGUCUGCACCAUCUUUUGGUUUUGGCUCCUCGUUAACGACAGCCGCUAAACCGGCAGCCACAGGUUUCUCCUUUGGUACUCCUAGUUUUGGCCUGGGUACUACAGCAGCCACAACAACAACAGGUUUUGGUUUUGGUGGCCUUGGAUCAACACAGAAUACUGGAUUCAGCUUUGGUGCCACAACCACGACAGCAGCUGGAACUGGUGGAUUUGGUACUGGCAGUUUACAGUUUGGUGCUGGAUCAGCCGUAUCUGGGACAGGAACUGCUCCGACAUUUGGUGGAUUUGGAACUACCGGCCAACAACAAACUGGAUUUGGAUCUUUUGGCGCGUUUGGUGCAAAACCGGCGACAUCAAUAGGAGCAUUUGGAAGCACUGGUUUAUUUUCUCAACCACAACAGCAGCAGUCAUUUUUGCAGCAGCAACAAGCGCCUUUGAAAGGGGAAGAGGCCAUUGCAAGGGCUGUGUACUUUGUGCAGAUAUUUGGUGAUGAACGUGAUCAAGUACUGGCAAAAUUUAACAUGCUUCAGGCUUUGUGGGGUUGUGGAAAAGGUUACUAUUUACCUGGCCAACCACCUGUAGAAUUUACUCCUGCUAACCCUUUGUGUCGAUUUAAGGGUAUAGCUUACAGUCGCAGAGUAGAUCCUGAAGAAGCUCGUGAAGGGCUUGUAUUGCUCACGUUUACAAAGGCAGAGGCAGAUGUGCGAGCUGGCCAGUCGCAGCUUGUCCAGAUCUUGCAAACUGCAUUGGGAGAUAGAGCUACGAUUCACAUCGACAGUAUUCGCUCUGUAGGACCUCAGAGAACAACAGUGAGCCUUUAUGCUGAAGAAGCACAACAGCAGUUAGGAACAGCAAAACGUCGCUGUGGAGCAGCAGAACUGGCAGCGGGCAUACGUCAACAUUUGACCCAGCUGGGUGCAGAGUCAGUGCUGCCCCUUACUCUCCUGUUGUCUCCUGAAGUGGAACGAUACCUUUCAGAGCCUCCUCCAGGUAUUGAUGCCCGUCUCUGGAAACAAGCACAGGCUGAAAAUCCAGAUUCAGCUAAUCUCAUACCUGUCCCUGUCAUUGGGUUUGAAGCACUUGCAGCACGUGCUAAAGCCCAAGAACGUGAGGCAGCUGCACACUUAGCAGCAUUAGAUCGAUCAGCUGCUGAAGUUUCUACUUUGCGUGCAGCAUUGGCACGUACAGCUGCUAAGGUUUCUGAGCAACGUCGCCGAGCACUUUCUUUGGAGCAUAGAGCACUAGUUGUAGUCGGCAGACAGCAGAUCAGACGUAAAGCAGGGCAAGCGCUUGACCCUCGUGAAGAGGCUCUGUUGAGUCGAUUGCAGGCACUUCAAGCCCAUCUUUCUGCUCCAUCUGUUGUUAAAGCUAGACUGAAUGAAAGUCUGUCUCAGGUACGCUUGAGGCGAGGAGUUGAUGGCACAGCAGGACCAGGAAGUGGUUUACGAAGUUCAGCAAUGUUUGGUGAUGACUUACGAAAAUUUCUGGAAAUGGAACAAGAUGGCAUUGAUCGCCUUGUAGAAGUUGUGCGAUCUGACUUGAAUUCUAUGCGUACAAUUCAGGAAGGACUUUGCAAACUUUUGCCACAGCAGUACAAAUGAGAUUUCACUUAAUUUUGACAAGAAAUGGAAAUACGUGUGAGAUGUGAUCAUUGUGUUUAUGGUGAGCUUCUACAAUGGAGAUGUUCCUACAGCAUUUGGCUGUUUUGUGAAUGAUAUAUUUUCUGUAACUAUUUUUUUACUCAUUUGUUAAAAUUUUAUUAUUGUCCUAUUGGUGUAUUUUGAAUAUAAGACAACUCUCUUGUGCUACAUUUAUAAUUCAUUAAAUUACUACUGCUUCCAGGUCACAGUAUUGCAUUUAAAAUAUUGUGGGUGAAUUUUAUAUGCAUGAUAUGGAAUCCAUCCUCCAUGCCCACGCCCCCUUUUUCUCACACCUCCCUCUCCUGCUUGGCGUACACAGUCAUUCAGACAUGAAGAUGUGACAUGUACACAUUGCUUUAAAGUAAUGCAGAAUGGAAUGAAUCCAAGGGAAUUUUUAAUGUGUAAUAGGAAGAGAAGAUGGAAUAUAUUUAGCCAACACCUAGAAUUUAGAGCAUUGUAAAAUGAAAGAAAAAGACCUUAGAUUCAGGGUACAUAUAGGAAUACAGAAAAAAAUAGUACAGUUGCUUAGGAGCUAAGAAGAGAUGAUUAAGAGAAAAAGGAUUGGUCAAACUGGAAAGUGAAGGGAUGCAACAUUUCAUAAAGCAGGAGUACAAAACUCCAUGUUAAUGUGGCAAAGUUCCUGCCACAGUCUGAUAAGUUGCUAACAGUGUAUUCAGUAAAUUGGAUUACCUUAUUAUUGAGUAUUCACUUGGUGUGUGUUCAUUAGUGUGGAGUAUGUUUUCCUUUUUAAGCCUUAACCAUUGCCACAGGUCAAGAGGCAGCGACUACACUUGAUUCGAAGAUUUAUUGUUUGAUGGAAUGUACACACAAAUUACUAUGUUGUUGUGGAGUGAGUUGGACAAAGUUGCAGUGUAUUUAUUUAAACGUUCGGUUUUCUAGCUUUUUUUCAAGCUGCCACCUGGUUCUUGAUGCAUGUUUAUCAUAAAAAUUACUUGUUUAUUAAGGGGGGAAAGCCCCGCAUGAUGAAACCAGAACUUAUAAUCGAUGAUUUUAUUAUUGUCCAUUGCUUUGGGCCCUCAUUUGCAAGUAUUGACCUAUUCCAUAACAUCACUAUUUUUAUAUUUAUGUUGCUUAUUCAUCAGUUUCUUACAUGAUAGUUUCAAUUUCCUCUCAGUGUGUGAUUAUUAUGUGGAAAUUUCGUAAAUAUGAUUUGAAAAGAACACAGUCAAAUGUGGAACUGUUCAGAAGAUUCUGAAAAAGUUGUAUAAAAUAAAGUAGUACACCUAUUGAUACACUGAACGAUAGAAAUUUACCAUCUGCAUAAGGGGGACGUUCAGUUCAAAUGUUGCAACUGAUUUGUUUGCCCUUUGUUUCACUAUUGCAGUUGACAAGUAGGCCUGCUUAUUGGCCAAAAUUGUGAAGAGCUUGUCAUUUUCAAUAUUCACACCACCUCACAUUGUCUUAAUUGAUUUGUAAUCUUCAGAAUAUAAAUCUUGUUGUACUGUGUUGUUACUAUGUUGUUGUGGAGUGAGUUGGACAAAGUUGCAGUGUAUUUAUUUAAACGUUCGGUUUUCUAGCUUUUUUUCAAGCUGCCACCUGGUUCUUGAUGCAUGUUUAUCAUAAAAAUUACUUGUUUAUUAAGGGGGGAAAGCCCCGCAUGAUGAAACCAGAACUUAUAAUCGAUGAUUUUAUUAUUGUCCAUUGCUUUGGGCCCUCAUUUGCAAGUAUUGACCUAUUCCAUAACAUCACUAUUUUUAUAUUUAUGUUGCUUAUUCAUCAGUUUCUUACAUGAUAGUUUCAAUUUCCUCUCAGUGUGUGAUUAUUAUGUGGAAAUUUCGUAAAUAUGAUUUGAAAAGAACACAGUCAAAUGUGGAACUGUUCAGAAGAUUCUGAAAAAGUUGUAUAAAAUAAAGUAGUACACCUAUUGAUACACUGAACGAUAGAAAUUUACCAUCUGCAUAAGGGGGACGUUCAGUUCAAAUGUUGCAACUGAUUUGUUUGCCCUUUGUUUCACUAUUGCAGUUGACAAGUAGGCCUGCUUAUUGGCCAAAAUUGUGAAGAGCUUGUCAUUUUCAAUAUUCACACCACCUCACAUUGUCUUAAUUGAUUUGUAAUCUUCAGAAUAUAAAUCUUGUUGUACUGUGUUUGUAUCCUGUCCCAGAAUGAUCUAACACUUGCCAUUAGAGUGCUGAUUUGAAAUAUUUAUGUCCACUUCUCAAAGACUUUUGUUUAUUCAUUGAGAAGACUGAUUAUUUUUUUUUUUUAUUUUCAAUUUUUUUUAUGCAGAUGUACAGAUAAAACAGUGAAUGUAAAAGAAUUUUUUAUAUAGUUUUAAUCUGCUUUGAUUGUCCUUUACAUUACUCCGUGCUGCUUUAAAAAAAAUUGAAAUCCAUUUUGUAGACAGACUUUUAAUUACUCAUAUGUGAACUUGUCAUCUUUCAGUUUGUUUCUGCCUGCCAUAAAAUAUUGAAAGAUAGUCUACUGAAUAGUAUGAUUUCCAAAAUGUGACUGAACUUUCAUGCAAUACCUUUGUGUGUUUGUGUUUACAUUGGAAUAAUAAAUUAAUACAAUAUAUAGCACUAGCAUAGGUUGAUAAAAAUAAUUUAAAAAAAUUAUUGCAUUUUUUUAUAUUCUGUGCACCCAUUCCUAUACAUUCAUAAUUGUGUGAAACUUCUGACAAUAAAUCUUGUUGUACUGUG
Messenger RNA from Schistocerca serialis cubense, 4983 nucleotides. It is a transcript of the gene Nup54, whose product is annotated as probable nucleoporin Nup54. Gene Ontology annotation, molecular function: structural constituent of nuclear pore. Gene Ontology annotation, biological process: nuclear pore organization; protein localization to nuclear inner membrane; NLS-bearing protein import into nucleus. Lineage: Eukaryota; Metazoa; Arthropoda; Insecta; Orthoptera; Acrididae. The record is from RefSeq and is a predicted model, not a curated record. The coding region runs from base 641 to 2284 and encodes 547 amino acids. Gene Ontology annotation, cellular component: nuclear pore central transport channel; nuclear pore. The transcript has a single exon.